Molecule: messenger RNA, 5761 nt
Organism: Chrysochloris asiatica (Cape golden mole)
Lineage: Eukaryota; Metazoa; Chordata; Mammalia; Afrosoricida; Chrysochloridae
Gene: TET3
Product: tet methylcytosine dioxygenase 3
Exons: 11
Coding region: 1-5373 (1790 amino acids)
Biological process (GO): oxidative demethylation; positive regulation of transcription by RNA polymerase II
Cellular component (GO): nucleus
Molecular function (GO): zinc ion binding; DNA binding; DNA 5-methylcytosine dioxygenase activity
Source: RefSeq, a predicted model, not a curated record
AUGAGCCAGUUUCAGGUGCCCCUGGCAGUCCAGCCGGACCUGCCAGGCCUUUAUGACUUUCCUCAGGGCCAAGUGAUGGUUGGGGGUUUCCAGGGACCUGGACUCCCGAUGACCGGGAGUGAACCCCAACUCCGAGGGGGUGGAGAUGGGCGAAAGAAACGGAAACGGUGUGGUACUUGUGAACCCUGUCGGCGGCUGGAAAACUGCGGGGCCUGCACUAGCUGCACCAACCGCCGCACGCACCAGAUCUGCAAGCUGCGCAAGUGUGAGGUGCUGAAGAAAAAAGCCGGGCUUCUCAAGGAGGUGGAAAUAAAGGCUGGUGAAGGAGCCGGGCCGUGGGGACAAGGGGCGGCUGUCAAGACAGGCUCAGAACUCAGUCCUGUUGAUGGACCCAUUCCAGGUCAGAUGGACUCAGGAACAGUGUACCAUGGGGACUCACGGCAGCUAAGCGCCUCAGGGGCGCCCGUCAAUGGUGCUAGAGAACCUGCUGGGCCCAGUCUGCUGGGGACUGGGGGUCCCUGGAGGGUAGACCAGAAGUCUGACUGGGACGCUGCCCCAGGUCCAACUCAUACUGCUCGUCUGGAAGAUGCUCACGAUCUGGUGGCCUUUUCGGCUGUGGCCGAAGCUGUGUCCUCUUAUGGGGCCCUUAGCACCCGGCUCUAUGAAACCUUCAACCGUGAGAUGAGUCGGGAGGCUGGCAACAACAGCAGGGGACCCCUUCCGGGGCCCGAGGGCUGCUCAGCUGGCAGCGAAGACCUGGACACGCUGCAGGCAGCCCUGGCCCUUGCGCGGCAUGGCAUGAAACCACCCAACUGCAACUGCGAUGGCCCAGAGUGUCCUGACUACCUCGAGUGGCUGGAGGGGAAGAUCAAGUCUGUGGUCGUGGAGGGUGGGGAGGAGCGGCCCAGGCUCCCAGGGACUCUGCCUCCCAGUGAGGCCGGCCUCCCAGCACCAAGCACCCGGCCACUCCUAAGUGCUGAGGUUCCUCAGAUACCUCCCCCGGAGGGCCUGCCCUUGUCCCAGAGUGCCCUGAGCAUUGCCAAGGAGAAGAACAUCAGCCUGCAGACAGCCAUUGCUAUUGAGGCCCUCACACAGCUUUCCUCUGCCCUCCCCCAGCCUUCUCACUCCACCUCCCAGGCUUCAUGCCCCCUGCCUGAGGCCUUGUCCCCUCCUGCUCCUUUCAGAUCCCCCCAGUCCUACCUCCGGGCCCCCUCCUGGCCUGUGGUCCCCUCUGAAGAGCACCCACCCUUUGCUCCUGAUGGUCCUCCCUUCCCGCCAGCAACUCCUAGAACUGAGUUUCCUGAAGCCUGGGGCACUGACACCCCACCAGCAACACCCCGGAACUCCUGGCCCAUGCCGCGCCCAAACCCUGACCCCAUGGCUGAACUGGAGCAGUUGUUGGGCAGCGCCAGUGAUUAUAUCCAAUCAGUAUUCAAGCGGCCCGAAGCGCUCCCCACCAAGCCCAAGAUCAAGAUUGAGGCUCCUGCUUCCUCUUCAGCCCCAUCCCCCCUGCUCCAGAGGGAGGCUGCCCCCCCACGCUCUGAGGCUGACAGCCACCAGAAGGCUCAGGCUGCUCUCCAGCAGCACCUUCACCACAAACGCAGCCUCUUUCUGGAACAGGCCCACGACAACGCCUUCCCUGCACCCACUGAGCCUCCUGCUUCAGGCUGGUGGGCCCCACCAAGCUCACCAGCCCCUCGUCCUCCAGACAAAGCACCCAAAGAGAAGAAGAAGAAGCCCCUGGCACCCUCUGGAGGUCCCAUGGGAACGGAGAAAGCUGCCCCUGGGAUCAAGCCCACUGUCCGAAAGCCCAUUCAGAUCAAAAAGUCCAAGCUUCGGGACACGCAGCCCCUCUUCCUACCCCUCCGGCAGAUCAUCCUGGAAGGACUGAGGUCCCCGGCCCCUGAGGAAGUGCAGGCACAGCCACCUGCUCCUCUCCCCACCUCACAGGGCUCUGCUGUCCCUCUGCCCCCAGAACCUUCUCUUGCGCUAUUUGCACCAAGUCCCUCUGGGGACAGCCUGCUGCCCCCUACUCAGGAAACGAGGUCCCCCAGCCCCAUGGCCACCCUGCAGGCGGGCUCCACUGGCCCUCUUCCCCCUGCUGAUGAUAAGCUAGAAGAGCUCUUCCGGCAGUUUGAGGCUGAAUUUGUGGAUAGCUUUGGGCUUCCCGGCCCCCCGUCUGUGCCCAUUCAGGACCCCGAGAGUCAACCAACGUGUCUCCUGGCUCCUGAGAGCCCUUUUGCUACCCGUUCCCCUAAGCAAAUCAAGAUUGAGUCUUCAGGUGCUGUGACUGUGCUCUCAACCACCUGCUUCCAUUCAGAGGAUGGGGCCCAGGAGGCCACACCCACCAAGGCCGAGAACCCUCUCACACCCACUCUCAGUGGCUUUUUGGAGUCGCCUCUAAAGUACCUGGACACACCCACGAAGAGUCUACUUGACACGCCAGCCAAGAGAGCACAGGCCGAGUUCCCCACCUGUGACUGCGUAGAACAAAUAGUGGAGAAAGAUGAAGGUCCAUAUUACACUCACCUGGGAUCUGGCCCCACUGUAGCCUCUAUUCGGGAACUCAUGGAGGAGCGGUAUGGAGAGAAGGGAAAAGCCAUCCGGAUUGAAAAGGUCAUCUACACCGGGAAGGAGGGGAAGAGCUCACGUGGCUGCCCCAUUGCAAAGUGGGUGAUCCGCAGGCACACGCUGGAGGAGAAGCUGCUCUGCCUGGUGCGGCACCGGGCAGGCCACCACUGCCAGAAUGCUGUCAUCGUUAUCCUCAUCCUGGCCUGGGAGGGCAUCCCCCGAAGCCUUGGAGACACCCUCUACCAAGAACUCACCGACACCCUCCGGAAGUACGGGAACCCCACCAGCAGGAGAUGUGGCCUCAACGAUGACCGGACCUGUGCUUGCCAAGGCAAAGACCCCAACACCUGCGGUGCCUCCUUCUCCUUUGGCUGCUCCUGGAGCAUGUACUUCAACGGCUGCAAAUACGCUCGGAGUAAGACGCCUCGAAAGUUCCGCCUCGCAGGGGACAAUCCCAAAGAGGAAGAAGUGCUCCGGAAGAGUUUCCAGGACCUAGCCACCGAAGUCGCUCCCCUGUACAAGCGGCUGGCUCCCCAGGCCUAUCAGAACCAGGUGACCAAUGAGGAAGUAGCAAUCGACUGCCGCCUCGGGCUGAAGGAAGGGCGGCCCUUCGCAGGGGUCACAGCCUGCAUGGACUUCUGUGCCCACGCCCACAAGGACCAGCACAACCUCUACAAUGGGUGCACUGUGGUCUGCACUCUGACCAAGGAAGACAAUCGCUGCGUGGGCAAGAUCCCUGAGGACGAGCAGCUGCAUGUGCUCCCCCUGUAUAAGAUGGCCAGCACAGAUGAGUUUGGCAGUGAGGAGAACCAGAACGCCAAGGUGGGCAGCGGGGCCAUCCAGGUGCUCACCGCCUUCCCCCGCGAGGUCCGGCGCCUGCCUGAGCCUGCCAAGUCCUGUCGACAGCGGCAGCUAGAAGCCAGGAAAGCGGCGGCCGAGAAGAAGAAGGUCCAGAAGGAGAAGUUAAGCACUCCCGAGAAGAUCAAGCAAGAGGUCCUGGAGCUGGCUGGCGUCCCUACUGAUCCAGGCUUGUCUCUGAAGAGUGGCUUGUCCCAGCAGGGCCUAAAGUCCUCCCUCAAGGUGGAGCCACAGAACCACUUCAGCUCCUUCAAGUACAGCGGCAACGCAGUGGUGGAGAGCUACUCGGUGCUGGGCAAUUGCCGGCCCUCUGACCCCUACAGCAUGAAUAGCGUGUACUCCUACCACUCCUACUAUGCACAGCCCAGCCUGCCCUCUGUCAAUGGGUUCCACUCCAAGUAUGCUCUUCCAUCAUUUAGCUACUAUGGCUUUCCAUCCAGCAACCCCGUCUUCCCCUCUCAGUUCCUGGGCUCCGGCGCCUGGGGCAAUAGUGGCAGCAGCGGCAGUUUUGAGAAGAAGCCAGACCUACAUGCACUGCACAACAGCCUGAGCCCGGCCUACGGUGGUGCUGAGUUUGCCGAGCUGCCUGGCCAGGCUGUUCCCACGGACACCCACCACCCCACUCCUCACCACCAGCAGCCUGCCUACCCAGGCCCCAAGGAGUAUCUGCUUCCCAAGGUCCCCCAGAUCCACCCAGCAUCCAGGGACCCCUCACCCUUUGCCCAGAGCUCCAACUGCUACACCAGAUCCAUCAAGCAAGAGCCUGUAGACCCACUGGUCCCGGCUGAAUCUGUACCCAGAGACACUGGCAAGAUGAGCAAAACACCUUUGCCUGAGGCAUCUCAGAAUGGGGGAACCAACCACCUAUGGGGACAGUAUACAGGAGGUCCAAGCAUGUCCCCCAAGAGGACUAACAGUGUAGGUGGCAGCUGGGGUGUGUUCCCUCCUGGAGAGAGCCCCACCAUAGUCCCUGACAAGCUUGGUUCUUUUGGGGCUGGUUGCCUGACCCCAUCCCACUUCCCAGAUGGCCAGUGGGGGCUGUUUCCAAGUGACGGGCAGCAGCCAGCUCCCCAGACGGGAGGACGACUGCGAGGCAAAUCAUGGAGCCCUUGCAAGUUUGGGAACAGUACCUCGGCUCUGUCUGGGCCUGGACUGACUGAGAAGCCAUGGGGGGUCGGGAUGGGGGAUUUCAACUCUGCUCUGAAAGGUGGCCCUGGGUUCCAAGAGAAGCUGUGGAGCCCCAUGAAAGGGGAGGAGGGACGGAUCCCAACCCCGGGGGCCAGCCAACUGGACAAAGCUUGGCAGUCCUUCAGCAUGCCACUGGGGCCCAGCGAGAAGCUAUUUGGGUCCCUGAAGUCUGAGGAGAAGCUGUGGGACCCCUUUAGCCUGGAGGAGGGGACAGCGGAGGAGCACCCCGGGAAGGGGGCUGUGAAGGAGGAGAAGGGCUGUGCUGAGGAGGAAGAGGAGCUAUGGUCGGACAGUGAACACAACUUCCUGGAUGAGAACAUCGGUGGUGUGGCCGUGGCCCCUGCACACGGCUCCAUCCUCAUCGAGUGUGCCCGCCGGGAGCUGCAUGCUACCACCCCUCUCAAGAAGCCCAACCGCUGCCACCCUACCCGCAUCUCGCUGGUCUUCUACCAGCACAAGAACCUCAACCAGCCCAACCAUGGGCUGGCCCUCUGGGAGGCCAAGAUGAAGCAGCUGGCUGAGCGGGCAAGGGCUCGGCAGGAAGAGGCAGAGAGGCUGGGCCUGGGCCAGCAAGAGGCCAAGCUCUAUGGGAAGAAGCGCAAGUGGGGGGGCGCCUUGGUCGCUGAGCCCCAGCAUAAGGAGAAGAAAGGGGCUAUCCCCACACGGCAGGCCCUGGCUGUGCCCACAGACUCAGCAGUCACCGUGUCAUCCUACGCCUACACGAAGGUCACUGGGCCCUACAGCCGCUGGAUCUAGGUGCCGGGAGCCAGAGUCCCUCAGCCCGGGCCCAGCCCGAGCUGCCUCAGUGGUGCUUUCGCCCUCACACCUGGGGGCGGGUUGGGGUGCAGAAGUCUUUUUAUCUAUAUAUACAUAUAUAGAUAUACAUAUAUAUGUAUUUAUGGUCCAAACCUCAGAACUGACCCGCCUCCCCCCACCUCCCCAGCACUUUGAAGAAGAAACUACGGCUGUCGGGUGAUUUUCUGUGACCUUAGUAUUUAUAUCUCCACAUUGGGGGUUUUUCCCCUUGUUUGGGGGGGGGCGGGGUGGGCUUUUAUUUUCUCUUUGUUUUUAAAAUUCUAUCCUUGUAUAUCACUAUAAUGGAAAGAAAGUUUAUAGUGUCCUUUCACAAAGGAGUAGUUUUAAA